CUAAGGUGUAUGAAUGUUUUUUUAUCGCGAAAGUUUUGAUGGUUAAUAAGAAAUGUUUAGUACUUUUGGAGAUCGAUAAACUGAAAGAGGUAGACAUAUAUGAACGAUGAAAUUAGGCAGAUAAAAUAUCGUCACGCGUGAUGAAUAAGUAGCACCUGAAGCUAAUGUUUUCUGCACACAAUGCUCGAUCUUAUGUGUUGAUGAAAUAUAAAGCUCAGUUUUCAAGCUGAGUGAAUGAGCGGAAUACAGUGUUACAUGAUCACAUGUGAGAACAUGCACCAAAUAUUUGGUCAAGUGAUACAUAUUGUUCCAUUGAAGUGCAUAACAGAGUCAGUAAAAAAUGAUGAAAUUUGUCAUUUCUAUAUUGCUCGUUGGAGUUCUCCCACCUGUCUCUUAUUGAUUCAUGCGCUUUCUGUGAUGAUUGCUUCGAUGUUUUCUUUGAUCACAAGCAUUGUAGGCAAAGAUGGAUGGUGGUUAGCAGUGGAAUCGACUGCCGUCAUAAAUAUCGAAGAUAGGAUUAAGUUAACAGAGCAGGAAUGAAAUAACCUUUCACGCUUCGUACAAACCAGUAGGUGUUUGGACUGAAUAGUUGAGGGAAUAUCCGUUUGACGUUUGAACUGAAUGGUUCUCAGAUCUUGUCCACGAGUAAACAUCAACGCCGAGAUGCAGCAAUAUCCAGUUGAGACUUUUUAAAUAAGAAGGAACGCUAG
Molecule: messenger RNA, 710 nt
Organism: Schistosoma margrebowiei
Lineage: Eukaryota; Metazoa; Platyhelminthes; Trematoda; Strigeidida; Schistosomatidae
Source: the annotation of a GenBank genome assembly